Messenger RNA from Bipolaris victoriae FI3, 645 nucleotides. RefSeq lists its product as hypothetical. Bases 1 to 645 code for a protein of 214 amino acids. Lineage: Eukaryota; Fungi; Ascomycota; Dothideomycetes; Pleosporales; Pleosporaceae. The transcript has 3 exons. The record is from RefSeq and is a predicted model, not a curated record.
AUGGACGCAGAUGUCCUCACCGACGUUUGUAAUUGGAUUCCAUCCCUAAUGCUUGGUAACUCCGAGAAGGAAAAGCAUGCCAUGUACGUCCAGGACCUCUACACCAUUCUUCACGCACUCUGGGUAGAUGACACCAAACCCCUCCAUGGUUUUAUUCGAGUUCAGAUAUCGCUGCUUCUACUUCUUAGCGGUGCUACAGCGACGAGACCCGGAGCCAUCGUCGAAAGCGCAAGUGCUAAAGGCAGCAACAAGGCACUCUCGUUCAAGAACAUCGAACUUCUAAAGGUUCGCAGCGUAGUAGACCCUAACCAGAGCACUAUUGUGGCGAACGUUAAUCUUGAGAACGUCAAAAAUAAAGAAAAGGACGGGAAACCAAAGAAGUUCACCUUCCGCUUAAAAGGGACCCCCGCCUUCUGCAUAGUUUCCUACAUUCUGAGCAUCGGCAUCGGUCAAGGAGCAUUGAGAGACGAAUUUGCUAGUGUUCAAGAUAUAUUCGACCUGAGUAUACCUGCGGACCGCGACGUACUCCGCAUCAAAUGGGAAAAGGAGUUGCUAAACAAACCGUUCCUAUGCGAUUUAAGGAGUACAAGCGAGGGUGUCCGCAUAUUGAAAGAGAAGGCGUUUCCAAUACGCGAAAUAUCGUGA